Messenger RNA from Rhagoletis zephyria (snowberry fruit fly), 3735 nucleotides. Lineage: Eukaryota; Metazoa; Arthropoda; Insecta; Diptera; Tephritidae. The record is from RefSeq and is a predicted model, not a curated record.
AUGACACUCACACACACACAGGAGGGAAAGCUGAAGGAAUCGAUCAACAUUGGCCCGCAGGAGCAGACGCUGGAGGAGAAGACGCUCACCGUCGUCUACGGGCCAGACUUUGUCAAUGUCAGCUUCAUCAACUUCUGCACUGAUUCGAGAGACACUGCUCAACUUUGGACGAAUGAAAUACUGAAGAUGGCGUACAAUCUGAUGGCCAUCAACGCCUCGGUGUACAGGUUCCUGGAGAAGGCGCACACGAGACUGCUGCUGAUGACAGAUCGAGAUGGCCGACUGCCCGUUAAAAACGUCGUGAAGAUGUUUGCCAGCCACAAAGACGACAAAAAGAGAAUUGAAAAGGCCCUUGAAGCCUGUGAUCUACCCUCGGGAAAGGCGGACACCAUCCACCCGGAGAAGAUCAACCUGCAGAAGUUUCUCGACUUCUACAAGCACCUCAUCGUCCGCAGCGAGGUGAUGGAGAUCUUCGAGAAGAUGUGCAACAGCUGCUCCAACGCCAGCAAGAAGAAGGUGAUGAACGUCGACCAGUUCGUGGACUUCCUCAACAAGGAGCAGCGCGACCCACGGCUGAAUGAGAUCCUCUACCCGUACGCCAACCGCUCCCGGGCGCACGACCUCAUCGAGCAGUACGAGCCGUCGCGCGAGCUCGCCCAGAAGGGCCUCUUCUCCUUUGAGGGCUUUCUUCGCUGCAUCGAACUGGACUGCUGGAACGGCCGCUCCGACGACGAGCCCAUCAUCACCCACGGCUACACCGUCGUCACCGACGUGCCGCUGAAGGAGGUGCUGGAGGCGAUCUGCGAGAGCUCCUUCAAGACCUCCGAGUACCCGGUGAUUCUCUCCUUUGAGAACCACUGCAGCAGCAAGCAGCAGGCGAAGAUGGCCGCCUACUGUCGGAAGAUCUUCGGUGAGAUGCUGCUGACGGAGCCGCUGCCCGGCCACCCGCUGAAACCGGGCGUGCCGUUGCCCUCGCCGAAUCAGUUUCUGCGAAAGAUUAUCAUCAAAAACAAGAAGAAGCACUACAAGCGCAAUCGAAAGACGAAGAACAUUCCACCGACGGCUGCCACUGCCACUGCUGUCAACAUUUCCGCCCCGCUGAUGGCGGGCACGAACACGCCAAUGACCUUCGAGGACCAGAGCAGCAUCAGCACUGCCAGCACCACCACAGCCAGUGCUCCCCAGCACGUGCCCCUGACCGGGGGCGCCGCAACCGCCACCGCCACCAGCUCAGCCUCAGCCUCGGCCAACGCCUCGCCCUCCACCUACGACACUCGGCCGGAGCUGGUGACGAGCAACAGCGACGACAGCGGUCCCAGCGGCUCCAGUCAGGCGGGACCGUCCGGAGGGCUGCAGCAGCAGCUGCCCGACUCAACCGAUGAUCUCCUCCUGCUCUCCUCCUCCCCCAACACCGUGGACAGCAGCAGCAACACCACCCCGGUCAGUGACCACCACCACCACCACCAUCACCACAGCCAGCCCCAGCCUCAACCUGCCAACAUAGGCAGCAACAGCAGCAGCACCACUCCACACGCCACCACUUCGAACAUUAUUAAAAACUCCAGCUGUGAUAUCGACGACGCCGACUCUGACUCGAGUCUGGAGGACGAGGACGUCAUUGAGGAGCACUCCAUUGCCGAUCUCAGCGCCCCUGCUGCCACCGCCGUCGCAGCGGCCAGCGGCGGCGGCUCCAAAGAGCCGGAGGCCGGCUCGGAGAUGUCCGAGCUGGUCAUCUACGUGCAGCCCAUUCGAUUUCACGCAUUCGAGCUUGCGGAAAAGCGAGAUCGCAGCUUCGAGGUGUCGUCCUUUGAUGAGACGCAAAGCACCAGCCUGCUGAAGGAGCGACCGAUUGAUUUCGUAAACUACAACAAGCGGCAAAUGAGCCGAAUCUAUCCGAAGGGAACACGCGUCAAUUCGAGCAAUUACAUGCCGCAAAUUUUCUGGAAUGCAGGCUGUCAAAUGGUGGCGCUCAACUUUCAGACACUGGAUCUGGGAAUGCAGCUCAAUCUGGGCAUCUUCGAGUACAAUGGGCGCAACGGUUAUCUGCUGAAGCCUGACUUUAUGCGCCGACAGGACCGCCGCUUCGACCCCUUCACCGAGUCCACCGUCGAUGGUAUCAUCGCCGGCACGGUCUCCAUUAAGAUCAUCUCCGGGCAGUUCCUCUGCGACAAGCGCGUGGGCACCUACGUCGAGGUGGACAUGUACGGCCUGCCGGCGGACACCGUCCGUCGGAAGCGCACCCGAAUCGUGCCCGCCAACGGCCUCAACCCCAUCUACGACGAGGAACCCUUUGUCUUCAAGAAGGUCGUCCUGCCCGACCUCGCCUGCCUCCGGAUCGCCGUCUUUGAGGAGAACGGCAAGUUCAUCGGCACGCGCAUCCUCCCCGUGGUCGGCCUCCGGCCCGGCUACCGGCACAUCUCCCUGCGCAACGAGUCGCUGCAGCCGCUGACGCUGGCCACGCUCUUCGUGCACAUCACCGUGAAGGACUACGUGCCGGACGGGCUGUCAGAGCUGGCCGACGCCCUCGCCAAUCCCAUCGCCUACCAGUCGAUGGUAGAGAAGCACGCCAAGCAGCUGCUCGCGCUCACGGACGAAGCGGACGAGGCCGCUCUCAAUGCGGCACAGGACGGCGGCGGAGGCGGCGAAAGAGGCGAAAGAGGAGGGGCGGGAGGAGGUGGUGGUGGUCAUCAUCCAAAUUCGGCCACCUCCAAAGUCUCCAGCGGAAGUGGCGGACAGCCGACGACGGCGGCGGAAGCCUACCAGCAGCAGAAUCAGCAGUUCAGUCGAUCAUCACACGACCAGGACGACUCGCUGCGGCAGUACAUUCGAGAUGUGCACUCGCUCAAUGAGGGCGGCAGCGGUAAUGCCUAUGGCAGUGCUGCUGGUAGUGCUGGUGGCCAUCAUCCACACCUCACCAAGUCGGAGACGGCCAGGUCGGAGGCGCUGAAUGGCGGCGCCAGCGGCGGCUCAAAGGUCGGCUCACCCAAUCACAAGAGCUUCAGUGGCGGCGGUGGUACUGGAAGCGGCGGAGGUGGCAUGCGUCGCCAGGACACCCUCAACCGGAAGGUGACCACCUCGAUGAAGGUCUUUGACGACUACGUUCUCGAUAAGAUACCGUCGCUGCUGGAGUCGAGCGAGGCGAUCCUCAGCGCCGAGCCGCUGGAGAAGCUGCGCCAGGCGAAGGCCGUGCAGAAGAUUCUGGCGAAGCUGGAGCGGGACGUGGCCGGGCUGGCGAAGAAGUACGACAAGAGUCGGGAGAAGUGUCGGGAGAGCUACCUGGCGGAGGAGGAGAAGGCGAUGCAGGCGCUGGAGAAGCAGAAGAAGCUGGCCAGUGGAGGCUCCUCGAAGAGCAUCAAAAAGAAUGCCGAUGGAUCCAAGCGGACGAGCGUUGUUGACAUUCAGGUCUUUGAGGAUGAGUACAACAGCAAGGUGCGCGACCUGCAAAAGUCCUACUCCGACGCAGUGCUCAACCUCCUCAUUGAGCAGCACAAGGAGGAGUUCAAGCUGUUUGAGUUCAAGUACCACGAACAGCUCUCGGNGCAAAAGUCCUACUCCGACGCGGUGCUCAACCUCCUCAUUGAGCAGCACAAGGAGGAGUUCAAGCUGUUUGAGUUCAAGUACCACGAACAGCUCUCUUCGGCCUUUGACAAGGUGACGGAGGAGUCGCAGAGCGCUCAGAUUGCCACGCUGAAGACGCUGCACGACAAGGAGGUGGCCGUGCUGANCGGCCUUUGA